Syngnathoides biaculeatus (alligator pipefish) is the source of this 978-nucleotide messenger RNA. RefSeq names its product monocyte chemotactic protein 1B-like. The transcript has 3 exons. Gene Ontology annotation, molecular function: CCR chemokine receptor binding; chemokine activity. The record is from RefSeq and is a predicted model, not a curated record. The coding region runs from base 61 to 360 and encodes 99 amino acids. Gene Ontology annotation, biological process: lymphocyte chemotaxis; cellular response to tumor necrosis factor; inflammatory response. Lineage: Eukaryota; Metazoa; Chordata; Actinopteri; Syngnathiformes; Syngnathidae. Gene Ontology annotation, cellular component: extracellular region.
GCUUUAAAAGGCGCGCAGGACAAAGAUCCAAUUCACACCUGAUUACAUCUGACGCAUGCAAUGACAGCCCUUAACUUGGUCUCCCUUUUGCUGGUGGCCGUCAUGCUACCUGGCACCUUCGCUCGAGGUGGAUUACCGAGUUGUUGUCGCAAAACUACAGACACGAAAGUCGAUCGAGAACAGCUGACCAACUAUUACAUCCAACAACCUCCGUGUUGUCCUUUGCACGCUGUGGUUUUCAUCACAUUAAAAAGAAAGAGAAUCUGCGCCGACAAUUCCAGCUUGUGGACGCAGAAAAGCAUGGCGUACCUCGACAGAAAGAACGACCUUUCCCGACAGCAGACACUUGAAGUGCAGUGACAUCUUUGCAUUCUUUACGUAAACCCAUUUGCCUCCAAGCUGGAAUGACAUGGCCGACUGCGGUUGUAUGAAUCUCAAUAUGUUGACAUCUUUUCCAAAACAGUGGUUUUGCCAUGUGGUGUUGUAGAAGUAAUCAUUUGAAACACUUUACAGGAAUAAAAGGGUGCAUAUUUAUCAGUUUUGUACCUUGUUGAAACAUUGUUGCUAAUUAGAGUGAGAAAUCAUUAAUUCUUAAUAUAUAAUUAAAGGUACUUUGAGGUAACUGGUUACUUCGGAAUUUCGUGUCAAACCGGUAAACUUUAGCGUAAAUCUGCAGCCAAGAAGUAGCUCCCAUUUUCCAAAAGUUUGGUGACCCUUAAAGAAGAAAGAAUACCAUUUUAGCAAGACGAAACGCAAUUACUACUCUGAAUAAAUUGCAGUCAUUGGGGGGGGGCUUUACACUAUGACUGACAAACAUUUGAAUUUGGAAAUUUAGUGAAAAGGAGAGCUCGAGUAUGCAAAUCAAGAAAAUGGAAUUGGUUCUUUUACAAUGUGGGAAAGGAGCCAAUGUCUGGAGGAGAUCCGUAAUUAGGCAGGAUUUUGAAAAGGCUUCUCUGGAAAGAAAAUAAAUAAAAGCAA